Messenger RNA from Sipha flava (yellow sugarcane aphid), 902 nucleotides. RefSeq names its product sulfiredoxin-1 (gene Srx). The record is from RefSeq and is a predicted model, not a curated record. Gene Ontology annotation, molecular function: sulfiredoxin activity. The transcript has 3 exons. The coding region runs from base 414 to 803 and encodes 129 amino acids. Gene Ontology annotation, biological process: cellular response to oxidative stress. Gene Ontology annotation, cellular component: cytoplasm. NCBI's taxonomy places the organism in Eukaryota, Metazoa, Arthropoda, Insecta, Hemiptera, Aphididae.
UUAUUUUCAAUUUAAAAUUGUUUGUAAGGCUUAUCGAUAGAGUGCGUAUAAAGUUAACAGUAUUAACACUGUUAUCAGUAGGUUUUUCCGGUAGAUAUUCAAUGUCUGAAUAAGAUUAUUGUAAUUUAAUAUCACUAACUGGACUACAUAACUAUGAGUUAGUCGUACUUCGUUAAUGACGUCAGUGAAGGGGAUUUGUUGCUUAGUACUCAUAGUGUAUAUUCAUCGAAUAAUGAACAGUAUUACAACAAACAUUCACAUUAUGGCUGAUUCGCUAUGCGGCAUCUGCCCAUUUCUCAUACAUUGGUUACAUAACACAUGCUUAUUAUCUACUAAAAAUCAUUUUAACACUUUAAUUAUUAAGUUAUUAAUGUUUAUAACUAUAAUCGUAACAACUUAUAUUCAGUUUGUAAAUGAAUCAACUCAGAAGAAUAAUACUGUCCGGAUCUAACUUAGUCAUGAACAAAAGAAGUACAAGUGUUCACUCAGCUGGUAUUGAACAAAUAUAUGAAAUGCCUCUUAAUGAAAUCAUACGACCAAUCCCACCACAAGUAGAUGAAGCAAAAGUUAAAAGUUUAAUGGAUGCUUUGUCUGAUUCAAGUCUCAAAGAUUCAGUACCCCCAAUAGAUGUAUUAUGGAUUAAAGGAAAAGAGGGAGGUAAUUAUUACUAUUCAUUUGGUGGAUGUCAUCGAUAUGCUGCUCAUAAACGUUUGAAUAUGAAAACAGUUAAAGUAAAAUUGGUAUCUUCAACCAUUCAAGAUUUACACAAUUACUUAGGAGCAUCUACACCUGACCUUAAAUAACAUUAUCAGAUUAACUUAUAUUGGAUUUAAAAUGAUUAAGGAUGUCAAUAAAUUUCAGCACAUAAAUUGGAAGUUAUUUUAAUUAUUAAAAAUAAAUAA